Molecule: messenger RNA, 1236 nt
Organism: Arthroderma uncinatum
Lineage: Eukaryota; Fungi; Ascomycota; Eurotiomycetes; Onygenales; Arthrodermataceae
Exons: 2
Coding region: 1-1236 (411 amino acids)
Source: RefSeq, a predicted model, not a curated record
AUGAAGUUCUUGUCGCUUCUUGCGGAAGCUUGUCUUCUGGCGGCAUCCCUGGUGGACGCCGCGAAGACGGCUCAAUUCAGACCAGCAAACGCAGACGACAUCAGAUUUCGAGUUAAUAUACCCACAUCCACGGCCUCGACAAAGAGAGGGCCGAUUUACUUCCAGAUCAGAGUACCGAGCGGCGUAGAAUGGGUAGGACUGGGCCAGGGCAGCGAGAUGGCCGGCUCAAAUAUCUUCAUGCUCUACUCUGCAGCUACUGGCAGCAACGUCACGCUCUCUCCGCGAGCAGGAUUGGGGGAGUUCAUGCCAGAACAUAACCCGCGGACCAAGGUUACUCUUCUCAGUGGCAGCGGCAUCACCGAGGGACGGAUGGUAGCAAAUGUUCGAUGCGACAACUGUCUGUCGUGGGAAGGAGGACAGAUGGAUCCAACAGACGCUGCCAGCUCGUGGAUUUGGGCCGUCAAGAUGGGCGCAGCUAUCAUGUCAAACGACGUUUCGAAGAGCCUGAUGAUACACGAUACCAUGGGCGCUUUCAACCUGGAUCUGACCAAGGCCGUUGGCGACGAUGAGAACGGCAAUCCAUUCGUGUCCAGCGACGGUUCCAACACCCCCAACUCUGGCUCUGAUGGCACCGUUAUCUCUGACGGAGGACGGAUUGCCAGACGAUCGGCUCACGGACUGAUCAUGUCCAUCGUCUUCCUCGUCAUGUUCCCAUCUUUUGCUCUGACCCUACACCUGAUUCCGGGCAGCAAUACCGUUCCUCGCAUCCACGCGCCCCUUCAGGCAGUCUCUCUCAUCGCUGCGAUUGUCGGUUUCGCUCUCGGUCUUACCAUUGCAAAGGAUCUGAAAAAGCUGGACUCCACGCACGCCAUCAUCGGAAUCGUCGUCAUGGCCUGUGUUAUACUCCUCCAGCCUGCUCUCGGACUGCUUCAGCAUCUACACUUCCGAAAGACCGGAAAGCGUGCCGUACAGGGAAUUCUUCACGCCUGGCUGGGACGAUGUGUAUUUGCUCUUGCCAUUAUCAACGGCGGCCUGGGCCUGAAGCUUAGUGGAAUCGGAACCCCCGGUGUCCCCAGAGCGGGCGUGAUCGCAUACUGUAUCAUAGCAGCUAUCAUGGCCGCCGUAUACAUCUCGGUGGUUCUCUUCAUGUCGAGGAAACCCAAGCCAGCGAAGGAAACUCUUGGAGCUAACCAGGCUGCGAAAGGAAGUGCGGUUGAGUUGGUAGAUAGGUAUUGA